Macrosteles quadrilineatus (aster leafhopper) is the source of this 1761-nucleotide messenger RNA. RefSeq names its product general transcription factor IIF subunit 1-like. The record is from RefSeq and is a predicted model, not a curated record. Gene Ontology annotation, cellular component: nucleus; transcription factor TFIIF complex. Gene Ontology annotation, molecular function: TFIIF-class transcription factor complex binding; DNA binding; RNA polymerase II general transcription initiation factor activity. The transcript has 12 exons. Gene Ontology annotation, biological process: positive regulation of transcription elongation by RNA polymerase II; transcription initiation at RNA polymerase II promoter. NCBI's taxonomy places the organism in Eukaryota, Metazoa, Arthropoda, Insecta, Hemiptera, Cicadellidae. The coding region runs from base 153 to 1691 and encodes 512 amino acids.
UUUAACAUGGUGUAGUAUGUGAUUGUGUGAGAGUGAGACAUAAGGAGUUUAACCAAGCGCUCCACAUCCAAAGAAGUUUUCGUUUGAAUGUAGGUUAGGCCUGGUUAAAAUAAGAUAAUUAUUCUUUUAUUUGGUGAUUGACAACAUUGGUUAUGUCGUCUUUAAAACAAACUUCGAUGAGUGCGUCACAGUCAUCUCAAGCAACGCCGGCACAGGAGUUCUCUAUACGGGUUCCGAAGGCCUCUAGGAAGAGACAUCACGUUAUGAGGUUCAACUCAGUUCUCAACGUAGACUUUGCAAAAUGGGGUCCAGUGAAGAUGGAAAGGGAGAACAAUGCAAAGGAAUUUGCAAGACCUGAUGAUGACAUGCCAAAAUUUGGUGCUGGUAGUGAAUAUGGCAGAGAGGCUAAAGAAGAGGCUCGGCGUAAGAAAUUUGGUAUCGUUAGCAAAAAGUAUAAACCAGAAGAUCAGCCAUGGAUACUCAAAGCUGGAGGCAAAACAGGAAAGAAAUUCAAAGGUAUCCGUGAAGGAGGAGUGGGGGAGAACGCAGCUUACUAUGUGUUCACGCACGCUGCAGACGGAGCCAUCGACGCCUACCCUCUGUGUGAAUGGUACAACUUCCAACCCAUCAACAGGUACAAGUCACUCUCGGCAGAGGAGGCUGAACAAGAGUUUGGAAGGCGAAACAAGGUGAUUAACUACUUUUCUCUGAUGUUGCGGAAACGGUUGAGGAAUGAUGAAGACGGAGAUUUGGAUGAAGAGGAAGGGAAAACAAAGCGAGGAAAUUCAAAAAAGUCUAAAGACUUCAAGAUAUCUGACAUGGAUGACUGGAUGAACACUGAUGACGAUGAUUCGGAGGAAGAUGAAGACAACGAUGACGAGGAGAAGAAAGAAAAGAAGAAGAAGAAACAGAAGAAUGAUAAAAACAAGAAAAAUGCUGCAAAGAAGAAGAAGAAGGGCGGCUCUGAUGAUUCUGCCGUGGAGGAAAGUGAUGAUGGAGAUGAAGAAGGUCGAGAACUAGACUACAUCUCCGAUUCUUCCGAUAGCGACUCUGACCAUGAAGCCAAGAUCGACAAAGAUAUGAAAGGAGUUGCUGAAGAGAGUGCCUUGCGUCGUCUGCUGAGUUCAGGCGAAGAGGACGAGGAGGAUGAGGAAGACAAGGAGAAGAAGAGUGAAGCAGAUGACAAGGAGGAUGAGGAUAAGGAGAAAAGUGGGAAGAAGAAGAAGAAAGCCACCAAGAAGGAGAAAGAAGAAAAAGAAGCCAAGGCCAAGGCGGAUGAAAAUGAUGAGUCAUCGAGUGAGUUCAAUGCUGAAAGUUCAGAUUCUGAUGCUGAUAACAAAACAAAAACUCAGCAAAACAGUGCCAGUAGUUCUCGAUGCACCAGCCCAGCUACUCAAGCAGAUAAGAGAGCAGGCACUUCAUUGGAGGGUUCUGCGGCUAAGAAAGCCCGACUGGAACCUCUUCCUCUCAAUUUCAACAGCUCUGAUAGUGGCAUCACAGAGGACGCAGUUCGACGUUACCUGAUGCGAAAGCCCAUGUCGACUACAGAACUGUUGCAAAAGUUCAAGAGCAAGAAGACGGGACUUACGUCGGAACAGCUGGUGAACGUAAUGACACAGCUGUUGAAGAAAAUCAACCCUCAUAGACAAACGAUCAAAGGGAAAAUGUUCUUCUCGCUGAAACCUGUUUGACGUUUUAUUGUAAUCGGUAUAUUUUUUGUUUAUUGUUCUUUAAAUCUUUAAUUUACAUUUUGAACUCGUA